AUGUUUUUCCCCUUCUCAGAAAGCAAAGGCGUCGACCCCAACGAUGCCGCUACUCAGGCCAUUCAGUCAGUGCGACAGGAGAUGGCCCAGGCAGCAGCACCCGAGGUGGCGAUGACUGCCGGAGGUCACGAGGACCAACUACAGGAACUCCGCUCUAUGGGCUUCUCAGAUGAGGAGCGCAACCGGGCGCUCCUCAAGAAGUACGCCGGGCGCAUGGACCGCGUGGUGGAGGCAUUGUGCGGCAGCUGA
Molecule: messenger RNA, 249 nt
Organism: Symbiodinium natans
Lineage: Eukaryota; Dinophyceae; Suessiales; Symbiodiniaceae
Source: the annotation of a GenBank genome assembly